This is a messenger RNA of Trichomonas vaginalis G3, 3768 nucleotides long. RefSeq names its product ELYS protein family. Gene Ontology annotation, biological process: retrograde transport, endosome to Golgi; receptor recycling; endosome organization. The record is from RefSeq and is a predicted model, not a curated record. The transcript has a single exon. Gene Ontology annotation, cellular component: recycling endosome; trans-Golgi network; early endosome. The coding region runs from base 1 to 3768 and encodes 1255 amino acids. Lineage: Eukaryota; Parabasalia; Trichomonadida; Trichomonadidae.
AUGUCGAAAAUAUUAAAGGAAGGAUGGAUUAUUAAGCAAGGUGGACGAAUUAAAACCUGGAAGAAAAGAUGGCUUGUAUUAUUUCCAGGAUCGGCUAUCUAUUACACAGAGAAAGGUAAAAAAUUAAAAGGUUCAUUUACAAUCGCUUCUAAUUCCAUUAUUGCCUUAAAUACGACAGUUAAGUAUCAGCCCGCUUUUCAAAUAUCAUGGCCGAAUCAAAAAAGAGCCUAUGUAAUUCAUGUUGAAACGCAAGAUGAGUUAAAUUCAUGGAUGGAUAAAUUUAAAGAAGUUGCAAACAUUAAAAGAGCGCCUACUGAUGUCUAUAUUCCGACUUCCGAAGAAGUUGUGAUCAGAAAAUCAAGAGACGUCGUUAAUACCGAUAAUUCCUCGUCUAAACACGCUGUACCUGCUAGAAGGCCUCCAACAAGAAGACCUCCAACGCGAGUGGCUCAAUCUAAUAAUGCAUCGUCGUUUAAGCGCGAUAUUCCUAAAACAUCGAAUAUACCGCCUCCCAAUGGGGCUGCACAAAGCGGCAAGGAUGAAGAUAAUGAACCUCCGUUGGUUGAAUUAAAGCUAAAUAAUGUAAACGCUUUUGAGGCCGUUUUAGCAGCCAGAUUAGCAGAACGUAACAAAUCGGGCAAGACUGCUGCAGCAGGUAAACUACAACCUUCUCAAUCUCAAGAUCAAUACAAAAUUCCGCUUGUUAAGCCAGCACCGCCCUCUCGCCUCCACACUACAUCACCACCUCCUCCGCCGUCUCCUACGCCUUCUAGCCCACUCGCAACUCCAAAAGAAUUUGAAUCGAAAGUUGCGGCUACCGGCGCAAAAUCGACAGCGAAAGGAGCAUUUGCAGGCAGGGUAAAUGCUGCCAACAAUGAAGAAUCAAAUAUUGAAAGGACAGGAAAUCAGAAUUUGAAAAAUACAAUCGGAGGAAAUGCGAAAAACGCAUCACAAGAAUCAUUUGGAAAGGCAGAUAACAAAUCUAAUGCGAUUUCGCCUCAAAAUCAAGCAAAUAUUUCGAAACCAUCAAAUACAAAAGAACAAGCCGCAAACCCAAUAUUACGCAAUCCAAAUCAACAGAAAUCAUCUUUACAACAAGAAAAUUCUGCAAAAGGAAAGUCAAAUAUUUUGCAAGAUAAUAUCAAAAGUCCAAACAAUCAACAAACAUCAGACGCGAAUGCAAACCAAAAGAAAGGUGUAUCUAUUGUUGUUCCACUGCCUGUUAGUGCUACCGAAGAUCAAAUGAAGAUUAAAACAGUACAGAAAGUUCUUAAUUACAGAGAAGAGUUGUCUGAUGAAGAUUCAGACAAGAUACAAUACAAUGGAGAUAAAUUCAAGCUUCCUCCAUCAAGCAAUGAAUUAUAUCAAUCUCCUGAUCACGAAGCUGAGGAGAAAAUCUACAACGACAUCUCCGCAAAGAAUCCUGAACAAUUUGCUAGCUUCCACCCACCAGAUAACACGAAAUCAGACAAAAAACCGCUCGGAAAUAAUAUUGCACUUCCAAACCCCGUUUACGUGCCAACAAAGUUCGAAGUCAGCGAUGAGGAUGAAAGUAAUACUCAUGAAGAUAACGAUUCUUCGAAAUCCUGCAGUCAGAUGAAGAUGAUGAUUCUGCCUCCGGCAGAGAAACCAUCCCAGGGACUUCUCAAGAACUCAAAUCAGAUGCCAUUAAUUCCACUACUGGUAAACAAGCCUCCUCCGCCACCAGGAGGACCGGUACCAUCUCCUACAACGGCCAAGCCAAAGAGAGAUGACGAUUUCGAAACAGCUUCCACUCCAUUUGGUACAACAUUACGUAGACGCAGCGAUGUAUCAUCGGAAUCGGUAGUUCCAAAGACAGAUGUUCACCAGAUACCAGGACUUCCUCCGGAAUCCGUAAAACAGAACGAAUUAGAUGCAUUCAGAGCGCCUUUGAGGCUUAUCGAUGAUGAGCAGCCGCAGAAGCAGCCUUACAAGCCACAGCCAUUUGUACCUGGACAAAGAUUCCCUCCGUUGGAGCCAAAUGCUCAACCACCUGCAUUUCCACAAGCAGCUCCAAGUCAGCCGCCGCCAGCAUUCCCUGCUGCAGCGCCAAACCAGCCGCCGCCAAUGUUCGCACCGGCAAAUCCAAACCAGCCUCCCCCUUCGUUUGCUCCCCCUGCAUUUCCAGCAGCAAAUCCGAAUGCUCAACCCCCUGCAUUUGCUCCCCCUGCAUUUCCACAAGCAACUCCAAACAGUCCUCCUCCACCAUCUGCUGGUGCAGCUCCUGCUCCACCGCCACCAGCUGUUAAUUUAUCAGCUCCUGCACCACCUCCUUUGCCAAAGAAGGCAAAGAAAGAGUCAUCGAGCUCAUCAUCAGAUUAUUCAGAUUCUUACUCAUCAGAUGACGAAGAAGUCUCUGAUGAAAGGCCAAGACACCGCAUAGCUCAGCAAUACGAAGAAACUGAAGAACCGAAGAAUUUAGUAAAUCUUCCACCACCUGUCGAAGAAGAAGUGGAACAAUAUCAAUAUCAACCUGAAGAAAGGGAUGAUACUCACGUUUACGACGACUACAGCACUCCUACUCCAGCUCCUGCACCAGAUACAUCAAGACCUCCACCUCCAAUGGACGGAACGCCAAUAAUCAGCGCCGCAGACUUAAAGAACUCGAGUCUCAAGAAGGUGGAAAGGCCAGAUAAGAAGAAAGAAGAAGAAAAGCCAGGAUUUGUCAAACCGCAGCUCAGAAAGGUCCAAAGAGAGGAACCUCCGCCAAAAGAAGAAGAAAAACCAGCUUUCUUGCUUCCAAAGUUGAGAAAAGUUGUAAAAGAAGAAGCACCUCCGAAACCAAAGGAAGAAAAACCAGUUUUCGUGAAGCCGCAACUUAGGAAAGUUCCUAAAGAGGCAACAAAUGCUAAAUCUGGUAAAAACGAAACAGAACAGAAACAAGAAGAACCUCAACCAUCUGAGCCGAAGAAUGAUCAGAAUGAAGUUGUUGAGCAGCAAACCCCUGAAAAAGAACAAAUUUCAGAUCAAAUUCCAAAUACAGAAGAAGAAAAGCCAAGCGAACAGCCAACAGAAGAUAUACAACCUAAAGAAGAGGAACCGAAGCAAGAAGAACCUCAAACAGAAGAAAUUGAAAAAAUACCAAACGAAAAUUUGCCAAAAGAAGAAGAAACAAAGGUAGAUGAUGAAGAACAGCAACAACAAGAACCAGAGGAACCCGAAACUAAGCCAGAAGAAGCAGUUCCAGAAGAAUCCCAAGAAAAUGAAGAAAAACCACAAGAAACAGAAGAAAUUCCAGCAGAAACAGAACAGAAUACAGAAGAACCAACCCAGAAUGAACCAGAAAAUACAGUUCCAGAGCAAAAUACAGAUAAUUCCAAACAAAAUGACGAUUUCGAGUAUGUCCAAACCCCAUUUGGCCUUCAGAAGCGUCGCAAGAACCAGCCACAGCCCAAGAAAGAAGAAGAACCCACCCAACAGAAGAAAGAACCCCAACCACAAGAUAAUGAUGAAUUUGAAUACGUACAGACACCAUUUGGCCUUAAAAAACGUCGUAAAAACCAGCCACAGCAGCCAAAGAAAGAAGAGCCAAAACCUGUUGAACAGAAACAGACAAAUGAACAGAAGAAGGAAGAAACUCCUCAGGAUAAUGAUGAGUUCGAAUACGUGCAAACUCCUUUCGGAUUACAGAAGAGAAGAAAGAACAAACAAACAAAGGAACAGCCGAAGGAGGAUAAGCCUUCUGAUGGAGGAAAUGUGUUCGGUGUUAAAUUGCGGAAGUCUGUUGAUCCAUUGUAUAAACCAUAA